Molecule: messenger RNA, 526 nt
Organism: Vicia villosa (hairy vetch)
Lineage: Eukaryota; Viridiplantae; Streptophyta; Magnoliopsida; Fabales; Fabaceae
Product: histidinol dehydrogenase, chloroplastic-like
Exons: 4
Coding region: 175-438 (87 amino acids)
Biological process (GO): L-histidine biosynthetic process
Cellular component (GO): chloroplast stroma; cytoplasm
Molecular function (GO): metal ion binding; histidinol dehydrogenase activity; NAD binding
Source: RefSeq, a predicted model, not a curated record
GUACUUGUACACAAGGUUUAUCAGAUUUGAAAUGAGAGUGUUAUUUCCAUGGUUAUGGUUUAGAUUCAAUGCAAGGGCCGCAGUGCAGUACCUGAUAAUUCAUCUGUUAAUCAUUUUGUCUACGAGGUUGAGAAGAUUUUUGGCCCUGGAAAUCAAUAUGUCACAACUGCAAAAAUGAUACUUCAAGCCAUCACUUUCUCAAACAUGUAUGCACCCGAGCAUUUGAUUAUCAAUGUAAAAGACGCGGAGAAGUGGGAAAGUUUUAUCGAGAAUGCAGGGUCGUGGACACCAGAGAGUGUCGGUGAUUACGCAAGUGGGACAAACCACGUCCUUCCCACUUACGCAUAUGCAAGAAUGUAUAACGGUGUGUCAUUGGACUCUUUCCUCAAGUACAUAACUAUGCAAUCUCUCACAGAGGAAGGUCUAAGGAAGGUAUAAGUACAUAACUGUGCAUUUAUAAAUUAUAAUAAUAAAUAGUAGUGUCUACUUGAUCACUCUUUGGUUAUUAUUAGUAUAUAUAAAUAUG